Molecule: messenger RNA, 825 nt
Organism: Suillus paluster
Lineage: Eukaryota; Fungi; Basidiomycota; Agaricomycetes; Boletales; Suillaceae
Exons: 6
Coding region: 1-825 (274 amino acids)
Biological process (GO): endocytosis; actin cortical patch localization
Molecular function (GO): protein binding
Source: RefSeq, a predicted model, not a curated record
AUGGUAUUCACGAGACUCUCAUCACAAGAGAAAGACGCCUUCUUCGGGCUUCUAGACGAGUACUUCCAGUCCCGCCCAGAUAUAUUCGCCCAAACAGGCGACCGCGGCGAAGAGGCAGCUUCAGCUGCUGCAUCCGCCGUCCACCGCACUCUUGCCAAAAACCCAGAAUUCACUUCCAAGAUCGUUUCUGCUGGAGUGACCCAUGGGCUUGCAAAGUCUAAUAAUCCAUAUGCAUCCACAAUAGCCAGUCAUCCAGGAGUGAGCAACUCUGUGGGUAGAGUAGCAGCAGCAUCGCUCUCUUUCACCGGAGGCAAUUCAAGUUCAUCAAGUUCCAACCCUCCGACAAGAUCCCUGGUUGUCCCAUCCCUCCCUCAACGCAGCUCCAGCGCACUCAGCGCCUCCUCCUCAGGGUCCGAGAUCGAUAAACUAGUCACGACGAAGUCGAGCCUCCUAGGCGCAUUCAAGAAAAACACCACAACGCACGGAGUAGCGAUACCCCCCGCCUUCUCAACACCCAGGACCUCAUUUGGCCCACCUCCCGUUCGGCGCACCACAUCAGACACGAACGCAGCUGAGCCUUCCACCGCGAGGUCCCCACCACCAAUCCUCCCACGGCGUCAAGUCGAACCUGAACCUGAGGAACCACAAGGGGAGUGGGCAGAUGUUUUGUAUGAUUAUACUAGCGAGGAUCCUGGCGAUUUGGAGAUUCAGACUGGCUCUCGCGUGCUUGUUACUGCGAAAUCGUCCGACGAUUGGUGGACGGGUCAAAUAGAUGGUGAAGGGAGGGAGGGUCUGUUCCCAGCCUCAUACGUGAAGUUGUUGUAG